CUCAGUGUGGAUGAGGUCUUCGUGUUAAAAGUUGGGGGGACGGUUCAGGAAUUUUUUUUUUACUCUUGCUCGGCGUCACUUGACAGAAGCAGGUCUCAGCCUAAACACAGUUUAUCUUUUGAGUGUUCUGGAGUUCUUUCUCAUGUCUGUGAACACAUAACGGCAAUUGUCAAAGAAAUAAGGCAAACAAAUAAAUAAAUGAGUGUUGAAACUUAUGCACAAUUUGUGUGUUGUUGUGUGUUUUAUACAUUUUGUGAGUUUGUAUUGCUCAAGCUUAUUGAAGGUACAGGAUUGGGAAACUUUUAAAUAUUUCGCCUCUAUAGUUGCUCACAGAUUAGGAUUGGGUCCCUUUUACUUAAAGUAGAUUCUCCAAUAAAACGAAUAUUGAAAUAUUAUUGAAAUAACAAAAAAAAAAAGAUUUAAAUGUCAUUUAUGUGUCCCCAGUCAAAAAAUGGCUUACAUAUUUUUAAAUAUAAAAUUCCCUGAUUUGUAUUAGAAGUCCUGAAAUUCUUUUUAGCAGAUUAUGUUAUACCACACUAAUAUUUUUAAUAUGACUGUGUUUUCAUUAGAAAAUCAUGAUAAUUAACAGAACUUAAAGGCUUGAAAAGAUCAAUUAAUGUGUAAUUAAUCUAUUUAACUUAUUUCAAUUAGUCCCAAACAAAUUAACUUUCCUAUAGCACAAACAUAUAAAAUCAUCUUUGUUUUCAGGUUGUCAAACAAAAUGUCUUAAACCUCGAACGUCUCUAAAUGAUUGUGUUUGGGCGGACAGACUGACCCUGUUAAUGGAUAAUGGCUCUUCUCGUGUGUGUUGCGUAACAGUUUGUGCUGUUCUUCCGGGUGGACACAUGGGCUAAGCCUUUGUGAGGCGUUCUCUCUGCAGGACUUCUAUUAUUGAUUACAUUAUCAUCAUGUUCUCUCUGCUGCAACACAGUAACACUAAAGUCCCAUUAACAGAGGUCCCAGUCAUCCUAUCCCACUGCUUUAAUUAUGCACACUCAGAGGGCCCCCCUGUCUGAGGUUUGGAUCCAGGUGAUGCUGCUCACUGGCUUUAUUGGUUCUGGGCUUCUACAAGGUAAAGAGCGAGACGUGUGUGUUUUCUUCUCUUGUGUUUUCAGCUGAAUGUUUCUCUUGUCAGUGCUGUUGGCAUCCUCAUUACGCUGCAGAGGAGCAAAAUGUAAGUGUGAGUAGAAUUUUGCUUACAAUUAUCAGAGGAAUGUUUGUAAUAUUGCUUAUCGUUUUUGAAUUUUGGAUCAAUUAAAGGUGAGACUUUUCUAAAAAAAAAAAAAAAUAGUUACCUAAGUUGCUAUUUAAAGAGGUUUCUUUAAGACAACUAUGUAACGUAGCUUUUCUAAAUUAUCAAAUUACUCUGCUUUAUUAAUCAUUGUAAUACAGGAAACUUGCACUGAGAAAUUCAUUAAAAUUAUAUAAAGCACUAACACUGUAAUACACACAGCUGCCAGAAUAAUGCAGUUCAACAUGUGGAUAAAUCAAAACAUGGCUUGAAAUAGAUAAUAUGUUUGAAUUCAGUAUUCAAAGCAGUGUCUCAGUUGCUCCAACAGGCUUUCUCCUGCACUCUGCUGGGGGCUACUAUACAUCCACUGCCCAGGGUCCAGUUUCACCACUUCCUGUCUCAGUUUCGAGCACUACAGCCUAUGUGUUUACAUUAACUCAGUGUGUGUUUGCUAUUAGACAACGUUCAUCUCCUGGCUGAUUGUUGUGAAGCCGUGUCUCAUUUCUGCAGCAUUUCCUUAUUCUCAUGUUAUAUUGGUCUCUUUUGUCUUUUCAAAAGAGGGGCUGCUGCUUCCUGGAUCUGCCAGAGUGUGAGAUAGGAGGAGGAGAAGAAGAAGAAGAAUGGAGAACAAUAAGCCAGUGAAGGAGGUUCUCCCCCUGCCUCGCCACCCCACCCCACUUCCUGUGACCUCCACCUCUCCGACCCCUGCUGCCUCCUCGAAAAAACACCCUACAGGGUCCAUGCAGCAGGUUCAACUGGCCUCCUCAGUGGUGACAUCCUUCAAUCACCUGAGGCCUCCAGAGAGAGACCUCACGCCGAUGUCUCGGAUGAAGCCUAUUAAAUCGCUGAAGCAUGCCGGCUUAACUGCAGUCUUCACCGGGCAAACUUGGCUUGACAGCGAGGAGGUGCAGGAGGAGGUACCAAGUGUCAACAUGAUCUUGGCUGACAUUGACUCGCUGGUGCCAACCCACGAUGAAACUGGACGCCCCAUACCAGAAUGGAAACGGCAGGUGAUGGUUCGGCAGCUCCAGGUCAGGAUGCAAGAUGAAGAGGUAGAGGAGGCACAGAAUAUGUUGAAUGGCUACAUGCCACUGGAUUCCUGGAAAUACUCCCAGACUCACAACGCCAUCUUAGGGCCCUUUGGUGAACUCCUAAAAGAGGAAGAUCUGGUUUUCUUGCAGCAGCAAAUUGAGUCUGUUUCUCUGCAGAAACGUUGCCAGGCUUAUGAGUUAGAGUUGACCAGGCUAACCGAGGAGUUAAAGGCAAUCUUGCCUGAUCCUAUCGUUAAUAUUUCCCUCAACAAGGAGAUUCUACAAAGAAUGGACUCUGAGGGAAAAAUACCCUUGACUCUACCCGUCUGGUGCGAUCGUGUCUCAGAGAUUGUCAAGAACAUGUCUCUGCUGGUGGCCAAUCUGACUAAAACACAGAGAAAAGAAAGCGAGUGGGGGUCGGUGGGAGGAAUGGUCGAAGGCAUGAAGAGUUUGCAAGAAAAUAUAAUUGCCUCUGAAAUUGAUUUGGACUCGAGAUUGAUGCAAGAAAAGGAGUCUGCACCUGCGGAGACAUCCAGUGGAUGUAGGAUACCCCAUAUUGGGAUGGCGUCUGCUUUCAGCCAUCGCUUGGAGAGCAGCAGCUGCAAUAGAGAAAAGAGAGAGAAGGUGGAGAGGGAGAUCCAGCAGUCUGGUGUGUCAGUGAAAAACCUCAGGUCCAACUUUGAGGGUCAGAUUGGAAGCAUUUAUCCCUUUGCUGGGGUUGUACAUGGAGCACAGCGGCUGAAGGGCAAGAAUUGGGUUGGACCAUCAGCAGGAAGCAGUGAUGACGUGAACACACUCCUUAGUCAUGGCGCCAUUAAAACCUGUGGAGCUGUGAUGGAGACCACCAGCUUAAGGAAAGAGCGGAUAGUUGUGUUAUUCCUGAGUCACUGGAAAAAGUCUGCAUAUGCCAUCUCAAUGAGAGCAGCAAGACAGAGACAAGAAAAACCUGCAGCAUCAGGGAAAGUGGCUACAGCUCAGCUGAAACAGAAACCCCACUCUCUGUUCCGGUUCUGCCAGCAACGAGGUGCCGUGGACAAAAUGUUAAACUCCUGGAAGAAUAAGCUGGCGUUAAAGUACACUCCAAAAUCCCAGUUGGUCUCCUCACAAAGUUCAUGUAACUCCCACUUUACCUACUCCCCAGAGCAGUUCCUGCCAGAAACCGAUGGAGUCUCAAUGAGUCACGACAGCUUGACCCUCGACCUCUUCAUGCUGGGUUAUUUCCACAUCUUAGAACAAGACCUGUCUGCUGAGGAGAGGAAGAUGAGACAUCUCCUCUGCUUUGAGGUUUUUGACCAUGUCAGCUUCUUCCCCUGGGAGAAGGUGCGGGAUUUCCACAAGGCCGUUCUCCAGGAAAUUCAGUCUGGGAGGCGGCAGUGGAGCGACGGCUUUGAAGACCUCAAACAUCAAUUCUUCGGCGAAUCGACACCGUGUCGCUGCCAGUCGUCACUGGUGCCAGACUUUAAACCUGUACCCAAGGUUAUAGUCCAAAAUGCAACUCCAGAUGAGAGCGGUAGUGACGCGGACGUUUCCUGUUUCAAUAAUGAAGAUAUAUGCAAAUAUAUUGAUCGCAGUUUUGCUUUCUGGAAAGAGAAAGAGGCAGAAUUGUUUGACUUUGAACACUGAGCUAAAGUUUGAUGGGGAGUAUGUUUGGACAAAAUGACAUUGAAGAGCUUGCUUUAGAUGGAUCCUAAAUAAAACACAGAGAAAGUAUUGUUGAUGAUC
Poecilia latipinna (sailfin molly) is the source of this 3984-nucleotide messenger RNA. Its product is annotated as espin-like protein. The record is from RefSeq and is a predicted model, not a curated record. Bases 1852 to 3885 code for a protein of 677 amino acids. Gene Ontology annotation, molecular function: actin filament binding. The transcript is spliced from 6 exons. Gene Ontology annotation, cellular component: cytoplasm. NCBI's taxonomy places the organism in Eukaryota, Metazoa, Chordata, Actinopteri, Cyprinodontiformes, Poeciliidae. Gene Ontology annotation, biological process: actin filament bundle assembly.